AUGGCAGCUCUGGAUGGUCGGGAUUUGAAAUGGAUUAAAGUGGCGGAAACGAAAGGAUGCCAUCUGCUUGCUGUGGGUGCUGGCUGCUCAUCCGAUCCCUGCCACUACUUCUGCGUUGCGGCCAAAAAAACGGUGCUUGUAUUUCAAAUAGAUCGCAGUGAGAAGAGGCAUCGAAAAGUGCGGGAGUUGGCAAUGCCCGGACAGCCGCAGACAAUGACGGUGAUGCGCGGAAAGUUAUGUGUUGGCUAUCCGUCCGGUUUUCGCAUGUGGGAUCUCGUCGAUAAUACUACCACUGCUUUGGUGAAUUUCGAAGAUUCAUCGCUUCAGUUUCUUAACCAGACGCUCUAUGAUGCUCACUUAAUCAUAAAUGUUAGCGGGUACGAACAGAAGGAAUUUCUUCUAAUAUUUUCUCGUCUCGGUGUCUAUGUCGAUGCGCAAGGCCGUCGAUGCCGUUCACAGGAACUAAUGUUUCCGGCCGAAGCAUCGUCCGGUGGCUUUGUUUGCAUCAUGCCGCAUCUGUGUGUCUACUCGGAAAAUGAAAUAGACAUUUUCAAUGUAAAUAGUGCCGACUGGGUGCAAACUAUUAAUUUGAAAAAGGCAUUUCCUUUAACGAACGAUGGGCUUUUGACGAUGUGCAUGAUCAACGAUAUGCCGUAUGUUGUGCUUCUUUCCGACGUGCUUUCAGACGAAGAUGCGGUAAGCAUUCCAGUUUGGACAGCGUCCAGUGUUUCAAAUUCAUCGGUUCUGUCACUGAAAGGUAUUGCUGCGAAACGAAGACGAAAGUUCUCAUUACGAACGCCUCGUGAUGACGAGCGUCAUGUAAGGAUGGGUGAUCGCCGUAGUCAGCUGCCAAUCAGUGGACCGUCCGAUUUCGUGCAUAUUGUCCAUAUGGGGCCGGGCGCGGGGCUCGAACUUCAAAAUUUAAUUGAUUUGAAAAAUUCUGGUGCGGUUCAUACGCUGAGCUCUGGGUCAGUUGGUACUGGGGCAGCUGAUAAAGUGGGUGAUGCUUCUUUUUUCGCUGGUUGUUUUUCAGAGUAG
This is a messenger RNA of Gongylonema pulchrum, 1038 nucleotides long. The record is from the annotation of a GenBank genome assembly. Lineage: Eukaryota; Metazoa; Nematoda; Chromadorea; Rhabditida; Gongylonematidae.